Dalotia coriaria is the source of this 2286-nucleotide messenger RNA. RefSeq lists its product as uncharacterized. The record is from RefSeq and is a predicted model, not a curated record. NCBI's taxonomy places the organism in Eukaryota, Metazoa, Arthropoda, Insecta, Coleoptera, Staphylinidae. Gene Ontology annotation, cellular component: extracellular region.
CGUUUCUGAGGGGCGGCAUAAAGAAAACACCGACGGCGGACGCCGCCUCACAUCUGUACCGCCGGCUUUUGUGAUGGGUUCUUCGCUUGCUUGCGGUUUACUUCUGACGAAAUAAAGAUGACUACGAAAUCGCCGAGAAAGUCAAACUUUCCCGGCUCGUUGACUGACCUGCACCGGUUUCGACGCACUGCACACGGUCAUGAUGGAUCCAGCAGGAUUGUCAUGGUGCGCAAAACCGAUCAGAGGACAUUUGCGUCCAUACAGAACGGAAAGGAACCUAUGUUGGAAACUGUUACGAGGGAAACCAUUGAGACUUUUAGGGGACAACGCACUGCUUGCAAGAUUACCACUGAGAAGAAGAAUAGAGAGGAGACGGUACCGCCUGAUUUGGUGGAGACCUUAGCUGAAAAAGCAGAUAGGUCAAGGCGGGGUACCCCAGUAAAAACUUCAAAAAAUUUACAGGCUAAAACUCUCGAACAAUUUCAAACCGAAUGCCUACAAGAUCAUAACAUGUACAGACGGAGACAUGGUGUGCCGCCUUUAAAAUUAAACAAACAAAUGUGUAAGAGCUGCCUGGAUCAUGCAACUUUUUUGCUCAAAAAGAAUAAUCUACAACACAGCAGCAACAAGAAAUACGGUGAAAAUAUCUACUUUAUUUCAUCACCGUCUCUCAAUCCGAAUACUGAUAUCAAAGGAAGUGAGCCGGUUGACAUGUGGUACCGCGAAGUGAAGAAGCAUGACUUUACCAAGGAACCAACACUUCUAUCAACGGGACAUUUUACGCAGGUAGUAUGGAAGGAGAGCCAAGAACUUGGCGUGGCGUUUGUUGCCGCGAAGGGUAAACUUGUCGUGGUCGCACAGUAUUAUCCUCCGGGGAAUAUCAUUGGGUCGUUUGUCGAAAACGUCCCACCACUUGUGACGAACAUUAACAACAACAAUUGCAUAUCGACGCUGAACAUUUCCAAGACGGCGAAGAGUAGCUUCAAUGCCGCCAUUUUAGACGCACAUAAUAAAUAUCGCAUGUUACAUGGCGCACGCCCGCUUGAGUUGGACGCUAACUUGUGUAGGUUUAGCGAAGAAUGGGCAAAGAUGUGUGCUGAACGUGGUAUAAUGGAACAUCGCAAGAAUAAUCCCUAUGGUGAGAAUAUUUUCUGUAUUCACAAUGCCGAUCCAAACUUUGUCAUCUCUGGUAACAUGCCGGUGGACUCCUGGUAUGAGGAGCACCAGGCACAUCCUUUUGGUCGUGAACCUAGCAAUUUAUCCACGGGACAUUUUUCACAAGUUGUGUGGAAAACCAGUGAAAAACUGGGCGUUGGCGUUGCCACCCGCAAUGGCUAUACGUAUAUUGUGGCAAAUUACAGCCCGGCUGGUAAUUUCGUCGGCCAUUUUGCGGAGAGUGUUCUCCCAGCUGGUAGUCUUGCGACUCCGGAUCAGGAGCGAGUGAGUUUUGGGGAUGAAAUUGGUUUUGAUCAGUUUCAACUUGAAGCGCUCAAGUAUCACAAUGAAUAUCGCAAGAAACACAAUGCUCCGCCGUUGACAUUGAAUAAACAAUUGAGUAUUUUUGCUCUGGAGUGGGCGCAACACUGUGCGUUUCAUGGAAUGUCGCAUCGGCAAAACGAAUAUGGUGAGAAUACCUACAUGGUGUAUUCGUCUGAUUUUAGCUUUACGCCAUGCGCCAGAGAUGUAGUCAGUACGUGGUACGCCCAAAAACGGCAUCAUAUCUUUGGCUUGGAGUGCGUGAAUAUGAACACGCUGCAUUUCACGCAGUUGGUGUGGAAGGAAACCAGUGAAAUGGGUAUUGCUCUGGCGAAAAACAGCAAAGGUGAGACGUACGUGGUCGCCAAUUAUAAUCCUAGGGGCAAUGUGGUUGGGCACUUCAAUGAAAAUGUACUGAAGGCCAAGGUUGUUUGACGAUUACCUAAACGGCGAAUUAAGUCGAGCGAGAGGUAGAUUGGGACUUAAUAGAUUGAAGAAUGAGCACCAAGACGGGUAUGAAUCUAUCAGGUGAUAUUUGCCGUGCCAGUAUUUGAUAUGUACAUCAAGAAAUGUUUCUUGUUCGCGGAUUUGACUUUCGAAUUGUCGUUUCAUAUAUUGUAGGCAAUUUUGAUCACAUUUUUAUCCAACUAACAAAUUAUUGUGGGAUAGGUAGUUUGAUCAUUGUAAAUCCAAUCCUUCCAUGGUUGAUUAACCAUCUUGUUACUUGAACUAUACUAAUUAACAUGUUAUGUAUUUAUACAUAUAUUAAUAAUUUUCACAACAUAAAUACAAUGACAUAGUUCAAAAUAA